UCAAAAUGCCUGUUGAUAUCAAAAACGUAUUGAUAUGUGAUGCCGUAGACAAAGCUUGUGUGGAAUUGCUACAAAGUAAUGGCAUUAAUGUGGACACCAAACUGAAAUUGCCCGUCGACGAACUGUGCGCUGUGGUGAAAAAUUACAAUGCGGUGAUUGUGCGCUCGGACACCAAGAUAACAGCCGAGGUGAUCAAGGCAGGCACCGCGUACGGUGGACAGUUGAAGGCGGUGGGACGCGCUGGUGCUGGCGUUGACAAUAUCGAUGUGGCUGCAGCUACCGCACAUGCUGUUGUUGUACUAAAUACACCAGGCGGAAAUUCAAUUUCAGCUUGUGAAUUGACUUGUCUAUUAAUUGGCGCCUUGGCGCGUCCAAUUGUGCCGGCAGCACAAAGCUUGAAGGAGGGACGUUGGGAUCGUAAGCUGUACAGCGGCACGGAGUUGUAUGGCAAAACGCUGGCAGUGAUCGGUCUAGGACGCAUCGGACGCGAAGUGGCCAUACGCAUGAAGACAUGGGGUAUGCGUACGAUUGGCUAUGAUCCGAUAACAACUGAAGAGGAAGCACGCGCAGCAGGCAUUGAAAAGAUGGAAUUGGAAAGCAUUUGGCCUUUGGCCGAUUAUAUCACCGUGCACACACCACUCAUACCACAGACUAGGAAUCUGGUUUCGACUCAAACGCUUGCGAAAUGUAAGCGUGGCGUGAAGGUGGUGAAUGUGGCACGCGGUGGCAUUAUUGAGGAGCAAGCCAUUUUAGAUGCCUUAGAAAGUGGCAUUUGCAAUGGCGCCGCCUUCGAUGUGUUCCCUGAAGAGCCGCCAAAAUCGGAGGUGACCAAGGCGUUGAUAGCGCACCCGAAAGUGGUGGCCACACCACAUUUGGGCGCCAGCACCGCCGAGGCGCAGGUGCGUGUUGCAGUCGAAGUUGCUGAGCAAUUCAUCGCAUUGACCGGCAAGUCGCAAGAGUACACAACAUAUCCCGGUGUCAUAAAUAAGGAUGUCUUAAAAGCUAACUAACCGAAUAAAAAAUUUAUAUUUAUUUAAUGUUGCCAUCCAAAAUGCGUUAGUUGUUGUAUUAUGCAAUUUUAUUAUGAAUUAUGUACAAAUUAUGUGCUAUAAAAACAGGGAUGUCGUCAAUAAAUAUUUACCAUUAUGAUCGUAA
Messenger RNA from Zeugodacus cucurbitae (melon fly), 1155 nucleotides. Its product is annotated as D-3-phosphoglycerate dehydrogenase. Bases 6 to 1010 code for a protein of 334 amino acids. Lineage: Eukaryota; Metazoa; Arthropoda; Insecta; Diptera; Tephritidae. Gene Ontology annotation, molecular function: phosphoglycerate dehydrogenase activity; NAD binding. The record is from RefSeq and is a predicted model, not a curated record. The transcript has a single exon.